Messenger RNA from Drosophila novamexicana, 950 nucleotides. It is a transcript of the gene Hug, whose product is annotated as protein hugin. The record is from RefSeq and is a predicted model, not a curated record. Bases 143 to 685 code for a protein of 180 amino acids. Lineage: Eukaryota; Metazoa; Arthropoda; Insecta; Diptera; Drosophilidae. The transcript has 3 exons.
UUGCGUAUUAGACCCAAGCUCAACUCAAGGAACUAGUGUCCAGUGCCGUGUCGUGUGUUCUUUGCGGCGCCCCUAAAAAACGCAAAGCUUUACGCCUGAGUUGGCCCAGCUCGCGUUGUCAGCAGCCAGUAGCCUGUCAGUUAUGUAUAGACUAAGUAAUUGCACAUUGCUGCUAAUCGCAGCAUCCUGUUACCUGGUAUAUUCCAGCCAAGCCAAAGCUUUGCAGGGCACAAACAAACUGGAUUUACCAAAUCGCAUCAGCGGCAUCAGCGUCGACUCUGCCAAUGCCGCAUCUGCGGCGGAAGCACGCCACAAGCGCGCAAUGGGUGAAUACAAAGAGCUAAACGACAUCAUUGACGAGCUGGAGGAGAACAAUUUGGGGCAAAAGCCGAGCGGGGCAGCGCCGCCAGCCCAGACGCAGGAAUUUGACCUGGAUAACAUGCCGCCGUUGGCCUACUACCUGCUGUUGCAAAAGCUUCGUCAGCUGCAAAGCAGUAGCGAGCCAACGUAUCGCGUGCGGACGCCACGCCUUGGACGCAGCAUUGACUUUCAGCAACUAUUGGAGAGCCGGGCGGGCAGCGAGGAGGCAACUGGCGGGCAUUUUGUGUCGCGCAUGAUGAAGAAAUCGGUGCCGUUCAAGCCACGCCUGGGCAAACGUGCUCAAGUGUGCGGCGGCGGGGAUUAAGCCAUGGCAGUAGCAGUAACAGUAUCAUCAACGCAACUAGGACAAACGGCAAGGACGAAAGCUUGAGCAAGGUUGAGGCCAGCCGUUGGCGCAUUGCCAGCUCCCCUUAAACUACUCAUGUAACGCCCCAAAAAUCGACGAAAACAAAUAAUCUACUUAUCUUAUAAUAUUAUAUUUGUAUAGCUAGGCCCAAGUUUUGAGAAGAAUUCAUAUAUACGACAAACUAUACGUUUAAAUAAAUUGCAGACCCUUGAAAACUUUAAUU